AUGUCCAAUUUAUCAGCACAAUUAUCUGCUUUUAAAAACAAAAUUAAAAGUGGUCCUUCAGUGGCAGUUGCAAGAAAACCAAUAGUGAAACCAUCAUCUCCAUCAAAUGAAUCACCAAAUAAACCAAGUAAUAAUGAAUCAUCAAAUAAUACUAUCAAACGAUCGACGACUUCAACAGAUUCUACUCCAGAAAGAAAAAGACCAAGAAUACCUACGACUCAAGAGAUGAAUGGAGCUCAUUUAUCUACUCAAUUACAUUUAGCCGUUGAAUUUAUCAAAGAACAAGAUCAACCUGUUAGCAUUUACAAACUACAAGAUCAUUUAUCUAUAGAUGUUCAAAGAUCCCUACUACCGUUAUUAAAAGAGAUUGAUAGAGUUAAAUUUAAUAGUAGUAAUAAUACUUUCACAUAUGUAUCACUACAUAAUAUUAAAAAUUCAGAUGAUUUAUUAGAAUUUUUAAGAAAACAAACUACUUUUAAAGGUACAUCAGUAAAAGAAUUAAAAGAUGGAUGGACAGGAUGUUUAGCAGCAAUAGAUGAAUUAGAAGAAGAAAAUAAAAUAUUAGUAUUAAGAAAUAAAAAAGAAAAUGCUCCAAGAUUAGUAUGGGCAAAUGCUGGUGGUAAAAUAGGUGAAAUAACAGAUGAAUUUAAAAAACAAUGGAAUGAUACAAAAUUACCUGAACCAGAUAUUUUAUAUCAAUCAUUAAUUGAUCAAGGUUUAAAACCUACUGGAGCUGAUCCUUCAUUAAUUAAUAAAAAACCUCAACAACAAGAAAAGAAACAAAAGAAAGCUAGACGUGGUAAGAUUACUAAUACUCAUAUGAAGGGAAUUUUGAAAGAUUAUUCUCAACUAAUGUGA
Messenger RNA from Lodderomyces pseudojiufengensis, 858 nucleotides. RefSeq names its product transcription factor TFIIE subunit. Gene Ontology annotation, biological process: transcription initiation at RNA polymerase II promoter. Gene Ontology annotation, cellular component: transcription factor TFIIE complex. The transcript has a single exon. The record is from RefSeq and is a predicted model, not a curated record. Bases 1 to 858 code for a protein of 285 amino acids. Lineage: Eukaryota; Fungi; Ascomycota; Pichiomycetes; Serinales; Debaryomycetaceae.